AUGGAGGCCGUGCUAGAGCAGGUGGAGCAGUUGCCUGCGCUCCUGGCCGUAUCCCGCUCCGCGCUGGUGCGCGACUGGGACUCCUUGACCCUGGACAGGGCUUUAGAGUGGGCCCGCUAUUUCCAGCACCUCCAUGACCGCUUCCGCACCCGGUCUCGGCUCCGGGAGGCCCUCGGGCGGCGGCUGCGGCGGGGUCAGCCGAGCCCUCUGCUCGGCUUCCCCCACUUGGGACGCUGCCCGCAGCUGCUGGGCCUGGCGCUGCUGGAGAACCGCGCUCUGCCGCCCGCCGCCUGCCGCCGCCUGCUCCACAGCCUGCUGCAGCCCGUCGGCGCGGCGGCCGGCCCCGAGUCCCGCGACCUGGCGCUCCUCGCCCGCCGGAAGGCCGCCUCCUGCCUUAUGGGGCUGCCCCGCCACCCGCCGCGGGCCCCGUCGGCGAUGGAGCCGCAGCUGCAAGCGGAGGCGCAGCUGCUGGUGACCCGGCUGCGAGAGGAAGGGCAGGAGGUCGAGCCGGCUGGAGGGGCUGCGGGGCAGCUGCCCUGGCUGGCCGGUGUCCUGGAGCAGCUCCCCCAGUCCCGGGCUUUCGGGGUGGUGGCGGCGGCGUUGCUCUUGCUGAGGCAGGGGAGCGUCGCUGAGCAGGCCGGGGACAGGGAUCAGGAUGGGAACAGACUAGACACAAACCAGGCGAGUGCAACGGGAGAGGAAUGCGUUGCCGGUUACCUGCUUUCCUGGCUUCUGGAGAAGCCAGGGCGAUUUUCUGCCUUCUGCCUUUUCCUGCCUGGCUCCCUUCUUGCCUCCCUAGCUGGUCACUACUCCCAGUUAAGCAGACCUUAUUUGGACCUCUUAACCAGCUGGGGAAGCCACUUGUUCUAUGACCCAUUUCAGGGACAGUGGGUUAAAAGUUGUCCUGACAAAGCUGAAUUGUCCUGGGAGGAGCUGAGGGAGCGCUUCAGCUGCCUCUGUCAGGGAUCUGUGCUACUCAGGGGACAGACCCAAGCUGCUCUGAAACUGCUGAAGGCACAGGAUGGAGACUUCAAUGUUCGUGGCCUAAGUGUCUGGACUGACCUACUGAUGGGAGUAGAGGAAUAUCUGAGGAAAGAAGCAGAGUGCUAGUGUGUGAACGUAAAAGCAACAUGAAAACUUCUGAAAUCUAGCAAAUCUGCUUACCUCUAUUUGAUAGAAGAGCAAGAAAACUGUACCUCACUUGGGGUUGAAAACCAAGCGUUGUGACUGUUGAUCACACUGCUUCUGACUGCAUGUCAAAUCUCUCAGGGAGGCCUGGUGCUCUCUUGGAAUUUCACUGUUAAUUUUGGUCACUGCAUGAAACGUUUUUCUUUUCCGUACUUGCUGCUCACCUAAUAAAAUGAAGAAAAUGCUUUCUGUUUCAA
Messenger RNA from Tyto alba (common barn owl), 1385 nucleotides. RefSeq names its product FA complementation group F (gene FANCF). The record is from RefSeq and is a predicted model, not a curated record. Bases 1 to 1110 code for a protein of 369 amino acids. Lineage: Eukaryota; Metazoa; Chordata; Aves; Strigiformes; Tytonidae. The transcript has a single exon. Gene Ontology annotation, biological process: interstrand cross-link repair. Gene Ontology annotation, cellular component: Fanconi anaemia nuclear complex.